CAAGAAGAGAACUUUAAGUACAUCUUAACUCGCUAAAGUCAGUUGGCAUCUUGCCGCCCUAAGCACGAAACGUCGCGCGAAAUCAUUUUCAGAGAUAAACUUUAAAUUCUCUCUUUCUCUUCCUUCUUUUCUCAUUCGUCUUCACUCCAUUCUCGCCUAAUUAAACAGCAAUUCGAGGGUAAUUCAAUUACCCGUGAAAUAUAUAUAUACAAGUCAUCUAAUUCAAUUUCAAUUCUAAUUGGCGGGGUGAGAGAUUAUUUCCCUCUCCGCAUCUCAAUUAAUUCUACAGAUUUAAUUAGAAAUUAGAAAAAAAAAUCAAGUAAACAAGUUUACUUUCUAAUGAUUUAAUAAAGUGUUAAUAUUGCGCGAAAAAUGUUUACCGGCACUUGUGGCGCACGCGUGCGUCAAUUUUUUUUUUUUUUUUUUAAUAUUUCGAAAGGCGCGCUUAUAAUCUGAGGCGAUUGCUGCUAUAUAUGAUGAUGAAAAGCCGCUUAAAACUUGAAACUGAUUUAUACGCCCACAAGAUUUAUCUUGACUAGAUAGUAUAUACGGGAGCGUGAUCAAAAAAAAAAAAAAAUAUUUAUCGUUGAGGAUUUACAUUUCCAGACUUUGGAAAUUAAGUAGUGACUGGAUUUUUGUUUUUUAUUUUUUCAAUGUGCGGAUUAUGUGCGAAAGAAAUUUUUUGUAUCCCUCUUUUUUCACAUGAAGUGCGUGUAAAAUCUUGAGAAUGUUAAACGCGGAUUCAAAUAGUUCGGUGAUUGUGUCACAGGUUCAUAAUUCACAUGCUCCUCAGGAUUUCACUGUGUCACGAUUACUGUCAACACCAAAUCAAACAAUAGAUUGCAGUGACAGUCCAUCUGUGCCCGGAAGUAGAAGACCCAGAAGAAGUCGAACAACAUUUUCCGCCCAACAAUUAGCUGCUUUGGAAAGGGUUUUUGAAAGAACGCACUAUCCUGACGCUUUCGUUCGAGAAGAAUUAGCAACAAGGGUUUCACUCUCAGAGGCUAGAGUUCAGGUAUGGUUCCAAAAUCGACGGGCAAAAUUUCGCAGAAAUGAAAGAAGUUCAGCGAUGAAUCGUGGGGUUUCAACGAAUCGUGAAAUGGAAGCAACUUUACCAUUGAGGCCAAUCAGAGUUACAAAUCAUGGUAGUGAAAGCAAUUCAGAGCCUCUUCAAUCGCCACAAAUUGGACAAUAUCCCUAUAGUGAUUAUUGGAGAUCUCAACAGCAUUAUGCAACAGUACAAUCAACAACAACAAGUUGUCAUGGAUUUGUCAAUGGAAAUUUGGGACUUACCACAUAUCAUCAACCGGAAGUUCAUACAACUUUGGAGAGUACAUCAAUGAAUAGCUUAAGUGCACUUAGACUUCGUAAUCAUCCUUAUGGCGCUUAUUCGGCGAUGCACGCCACUAUGUGACAAUAUAUCUUUCGAUUAUUAUAUCAUUUCUUCAUGAUUUUAUUGGCGAAAUUCUUCUUAUUUUUGCCAAUUAUGCAAAAAUUUACAAAAAAAAAAAAUCAAAACCAAAGGACUUGGCUGUAAUACUCAUUUUCAUCCUUUAUAAAAGUGUGCUAAAAAGAAAGAGAAAAAAACCAAAAAUAAAACACGCAAUAGGGUACUAAAAAGAAAUUUCGAAAUUAAAUUUUCAAAUAAAAAUAAAUUUUUUAUUUAUAUAAUUAAAAUUAAACUUUUUAUUUCAUUAAAAUUAAGUUAAAAAUUUAUUUUUUUUAUAAACGUAAAUUAAAUUACAAUUUAUUAUUAAUAAUUUCACAAGAGUUUUA
Molecule: messenger RNA, 1776 nt
Organism: Leptopilina boulardi
Lineage: Eukaryota; Metazoa; Arthropoda; Insecta; Hymenoptera; Figitidae
Product: paired mesoderm homeobox protein 2-like
Exons: 3
Coding region: 728-1414 (228 amino acids)
Biological process (GO): regulation of transcription by RNA polymerase II
Molecular function (GO): DNA-binding transcription factor activity, RNA polymerase II-specific; RNA polymerase II transcription regulatory region sequence-specific DNA binding
Source: RefSeq, a predicted model, not a curated record